AUGAACCACCCCUCUCUCCUCCCCCGCAUCCAGCACGGCCUCUCCACCAUCGAGCUCGUCCACGUCCCCCACCCGCGCUGGCCGCUCCCGCGCUCCUCCGCCGCGACGUCCGCGGUGCCCCCCACCAGCGUGCACGUCUCCGUGCUCGACUCCUCCUUCAACCCCCCGACGCUCGCGCACCUCGCCCUCGCCGCCCUCCCGCCACCCUCGUCCUCACCAUCGCCGUCGGCCCCUCCCGCGCGCGCACCCGACUUCGACGCCCGCCUCCUCCUCCUCUCCGUGCGCAACGCGGACAAGCAGCUCAAGCCCGGCGACGCCACCUUCGAGCAGCGCGUGGAGAUGAUGGUCCUCCUCGCGCGCGACCUCAGCUCGUCCACCGCGGUCGUCCCUUCGGACCCGCCCUCCGCGUCAGGGCCCUCCGCUGAAGGCGACUCGAACGUCGCGGUCGCGAUCAUCGACGAGCCCACCUUCGCCGGCAAGUCCACCCGUCUCCUCGCCUUCCUCCGCGCUCGCCUCGCCGCGCUCGACCUUCCCACCCCCACCCCCGGGCCACCGCCGACCGCUACAAGUCCUCCAGAUCCGAACCUACACCUCACCUUUCUCAUGGGCACCGACACGCUCGUCCGCUUCUUUGCGCCGCGGUACUACCCGUCUCAAGCCUCCAUGGAGGCGUCCCUCCGCCAGUUCCUCGCCCCCGACGCGGAGGACUCGCGCAUUCUUUGCGCGAAGCGGAUGGGCGAUGGCGCUGCAGGCGUGUUGGAAGAGGAGGCCAAAGCAUGCUUGCCCGAGUUUGCACGCCAGAUGGUUUCUGUGCAGCCUGACCGCAUUUACUUUGCAGACAUUGGCGAGAAGGAAUGUAUGUACAGCAGCAGCCAAGUCAGAGGCAAGAUCGCGGCUGGCGAUCCCAGCUGGAGGAGCAUGGUGACUUCGGCGAUCUCGCAGUACAUCUUGGAUAACAGCCUUUAUCAUGUGUCGUAG
Epithele typhae is the source of this 978-nucleotide messenger RNA. RefSeq names its product Nucleotidylyl transferase. Bases 1 to 978 code for a protein of 325 amino acids. NCBI's taxonomy places the organism in Eukaryota, Fungi, Basidiomycota, Agaricomycetes, Polyporales, Epitheliaceae. The transcript has a single exon. The record is from RefSeq and is a predicted model, not a curated record. Gene Ontology annotation, molecular function: ATP hydrolysis activity; nicotinamide-nucleotide adenylyltransferase activity. Gene Ontology annotation, cellular component: cytoplasm; nucleus.